AAAGAGCUUGAGAGAGCCAGAUUGGAGCAAGAAAAUGCUACAACAGCCAAACAAAAUCUAGAAAAAAGACUUCAAGACGAAAGUAUGAGUUUACACACGUCGUAUUCAGAUUUAGAAGUUUCACAAUUAAAAUCUGAAAUCGAGAUGUUAAAAAUGGAACUACAACGCGCUGAAGGAGAAUUAGAAGAUCGCUGUUGGUCACCACCAGUUGGACUGCAGCACUGGUUACAAUUAACUCAUGAAAUUGAAAAUAAAUCUUAUACAAAGAAAAAAAUAUCUGCAGAGAAGCAAUUGCAACAAGCUCGAGAAGCAUGUGAAAAAUUACGCAAAAAACGAUCAAGUCUAGUAGGAGCAUUCGUAUCGACUCAUGGAAAAUCAAUUGAUGAAGUUGACAAGAGUAUUGUUGAAGCAAGAACGGCUCUGAAUGAAGUGACCGCUGAAUUACAGGAACGGGUACAUCGUUGGAAACAAAUCGAGCUACUCUGUGGAUUCAACAUUAUCAACAAUAACGGAUUGAGUUAUCUUGAAAAUAUUUUGUAUCGUGGCGCGCCAAAUGGACGCAGCUUAGCAUUACGAGGACGAAUAAGCAGUAGUCAAGACGACCUAGAUGAUGACGGAGGUUCAUUGUACGCACAAUCAAUUUCUGGUGCAGCAGGUGGCUUAGAAAAUAUUAGCUGGAAGGAAUCAUCUUUACCACCAGAUUCGUCAAGUAGUGAAACAGGAAAAGAAACACCACCAGAAGUACAUUUUACAUUAGGAGAUGAUGAUUCAACACCACUGUCAUCAUCUAAAGCAUCAUUAAUUUGUGAUAAAUCAUCAAUAGCUCGUUCAUUUAGUCAAGAUGCAAAUAUUUCGACUAAUGAUGAUACUAGAAACAGUAUAUCAUCAUUUUCGAAGACUUCACUUUCUGAUAAUUCACUUUUGGAUUCUUCAGAUAAAAAAAGUCAAAAGAGCUUGCGUGAGUUACCAACUGUCAUGGCGGUUGAUGAUGAAACGCAGUCAACCGACUCCAAUUCAACUGCUGACAAUGAUGAAUUAAAACGACGACGAAGAAAAUUAUUUCCCGCAUUCAGAAAGAACAAAGGAAAAAACACGUGA
Messenger RNA from Cotesia congregata, 1098 nucleotides. NCBI's taxonomy places the organism in Eukaryota, Metazoa, Arthropoda, Insecta, Hymenoptera, Braconidae. The record is from the annotation of a GenBank genome assembly.